ACACAACUUUAUGUCCGGAGUCGGGCCUCUAACUUUUCUUACUCAACAAGUAGGCUAGCGAAGCGAGGUUUAAGCGCACUCAGUUCCGCUAGGGUUUUACCAGACGAAUCCGCCGCUUGUCUUGUCUUUCAACCGGAAGUCUCAACCCCAAUGGCAGCUGGCGGCGGUCAGGCGGCCUUCUCCUUCCUCACAAACAUAGCGCGCACGGCUGUAGGGUUUGGUGUUAGCGCCUCCUUGCUCUCUGCCUCCCUCUACACCGUCGACGGUGGGCAGCGCGCCGUCUUGUUCGAUCGCUUUCGCGGCGUCCUCGAUGAUACCGUCGGCGAAGGAACCCACUUCCUCAUCCCCUGGCUCCAAAAGCCCUACAUAUUCGACAUUCGCACCCGCCCUCACACCUUCACAUCCAACUCCGGUACCAAAGAUCUACAGAUGGUGAACCUCACCCUUCGCCUCCUCUCCCGCCCCGACGUCCCGAUGCUCCCCACCAUCUUCAAAUCCCUCGGCACCGAGUACGACGAGAAAGUCCUUCCAUCAAUCGGUAACGAGGUCCUCAAGGCUGUUGUUGCCCAGUUCAACGCCGAUCAGCUCCUAACGGAGCGUCCUCAUGUCUCCGCUCUUGUGCGCGACGCACUUAUUAGACGUGCUCGGGAUUUCAAUAUCGUUCUUGAUGACGUUGCGAUCACGCACCUCUCUUAUGGUUCGGAGUUUUCUAUUGCUGUGGAGAAGAAGCAGGUCGCUCAGCAGGAGGCUGAGAGAUCUAAAUUUCUUGUGGCACGCGCUGAGCAGGAGCGGCGUGCUGCUGUUAUACGUGCCGAGGGGGAGAGCGAGGCUGCUAAGCUGAUCUCUGAUGCUACUGCCGCUGUUGGUACCGGAAUUCUUGAGCUUAGGAGGAUCGAGGCUGCGAGGGAGAUUGCGUCCACUCUGUCCAAGUCGCCUAAUGUUGUUUACUUACCUGGUGGGAACAACAUGCUGCUCGGGCUGAAUUCUACAGGCUUGGGACAGGGGCGGUGAUGGAUUUGAUGAGAUAAUGGUGGGAACUUCUUUGAUUCUCAAAUCUUUCAUCAUCUUUUUUGCUGAAUUUAGUUUUUUUCUUAUUGCGGUGCUUUAUUUCUGUGAUAAUAACUCUUUAUGAGCUUUUAAAGGCUGUUAGAAAUUUAUCAGGUUGCAUGCAUUCUGUGUAAAAUGAACAAUAUGUUUCCAUUGA
Phalaenopsis equestris is the source of this 1204-nucleotide messenger RNA. RefSeq names its product prohibitin-3, mitochondrial-like. The transcript has a single exon. Gene Ontology annotation, cellular component: mitochondrion; membrane. Bases 151 to 1011 code for a protein of 286 amino acids. The record is from RefSeq and is a predicted model, not a curated record. NCBI's taxonomy places the organism in Eukaryota, Viridiplantae, Streptophyta, Magnoliopsida, Asparagales, Orchidaceae. Gene Ontology annotation, biological process: mitochondrion organization.